Messenger RNA from Schizosaccharomyces octosporus yFS286, 1012 nucleotides. RefSeq lists its product as uncharacterized. The record is from RefSeq and is a predicted model, not a curated record. Lineage: Eukaryota; Fungi; Ascomycota; Schizosaccharomycetes; Schizosaccharomycetales; Schizosaccharomycetaceae. The transcript has 5 exons. The coding region runs from base 200 to 949 and encodes 249 amino acids.
AUGAAACUCGUAUCUUUGGUUUUAAAGAGAGCUGUUCCGUAAGAAUUGUUUGCUUUUUGAAGCAAGAACCAAUUCCUAUUUUUGAAGACUCUGCACCAAUUGGAACCAACUCUUAAGAACUUUUCUUGGUGAUUCUAGUUGAUUUUGAUUAGAUUGCAACUGCAGUUGUUAGUUUAUGAUUUAAUGUGGCAUUGUAACCAUGAAGAAUAAAUACACUCCUGUUUCAGACUCUGAAGAGUCCUUGAAAACGCUCACUGAUGAAAAGUCAGACACUCGUUCUUCAGAGGGUACUCCCCCUCCGUAUUCAGCUUCAAACAAAUUUAUCAAUUUAGAAAUGGCUGACGGAUCCGCUCAAAAUUCCGCAGAAUUAUCCGAAAAUAAUAUUAGGUCUGACCCUUCGCCAAAUAAACAGUGGUGGAAAACACCUGUCAUAGGAACAGUGACCAUUAUAACUAUUAUAUAUAAUAUUGUUUUUCUAGUCAUAAUUUUUGGUUACAACGUUUCUCCGUAUUCGAACACUUUUUAUGGUCUUGCUGGCAGCUCUAUUGGAUCUAUUUGUACUUCUCUCCUUGCAAUUCUUUAUAUCUGUCCGGAAUGGUACAGGCAAGCUGGAAGAGCAACAAAGAAGUGCAUUAAGAAAUCUGGAAGAGCAAUAAAGAAAUUCACACCAGCUGUAUGUAAAGCCCUAAUUAUACUGAUAAGUUUGAAUGGAGUCGGGGGUGGUGCUUUGAAAUUAUCAGGAGGCUUCGAAUAUAUACAUUCAACAGCUGUGUUAGUUGUUCUGGCCGUAUUGAACAUAUGCUUGUUUGUUCUUCUCGUUCGAAACCCAGACUUUGUUGAAGAUCUUCACGAUAUGACUCGUCUAAACAACAGAAUUAGAAGGAAUGGUUCACCUCGUAACGAAGAAACCGAACUUCAACCUCUUGCUGAGCAAAGCUCUGAAGUUUGAAUGUGAGUGUGAGUGUGAGUAUGAGUGUGAGUGUGAGUGUGAGUGUGAGUAUGAGUGUGAGUG